Molecule: messenger RNA, 404 nt
Organism: Cylicostephanus goldi
Lineage: Eukaryota; Metazoa; Nematoda; Chromadorea; Rhabditida; Strongylidae
Source: the annotation of a GenBank genome assembly
AUGAGCUAUGAGGCCAUCUAUGCUAACUUCUCUGGAAACUUCCAAAUGACCAUCUACAUAGAUGACUACUACUUCAGUGAUGUACUAAUAUAUCUGCCGAUACACACUUUGACAAUCAUUUAUGUCUCAAUUAUGCUUAUCAGCAUUGCUAACAACGCUUAUAUGCAGCACAGGCCGAAAAAAAUGUUUUUGACUAGUGCAUUUUUCUUCUUCCUUGCUGCUGCAUACAAUUUCGUGACAGACGUUGGCUACCUUAUGAUGAAAGACAAAGAGAUGACUGUGCAAUACUGUUCAAUCAUACGUAACUUUAUACAAAAUCCAAUCGCUGCACAAGGUCUAGUGGAAGCUAUCGAUCGAUAUUUUAUCAUUUUCGAGCAUGGAGUUCUUCAGCCAAUCACGUAGGU